Molecule: messenger RNA, 713 nt
Organism: Temnothorax curvispinosus
Lineage: Eukaryota; Metazoa; Arthropoda; Insecta; Hymenoptera; Formicidae
Exons: 6
Coding region: 234-707 (157 amino acids)
Biological process (GO): sensory perception of taste
Cellular component (GO): membrane
Source: RefSeq, a predicted model, not a curated record
UCUAUAUCGUCUGUAUAAUAAAUUAUUGUACUCACGUUAAUUGUAUUAGAAGUCUGAUUUUUACGAGUAUUCUUGGAUGUAUAAAAAUAAAGUUUGAUCAAAUUAAUAAAUUUCUUUGGAAUUUGACAAGAAAUAAACAUAGAAUAACGGCAAUUUGGGAAGAUCCUGUGUUACAUUCGCAUCAAUGCAGAUUUCCAAAAGUUGCAAACGAUGACUGGCUGAUUUACGUUUUAAUGCAUCUUUAUUUGGAGCUAUACAAGAUAACUCGAGAAAUAAACUCGAUAUUCGGAGUAGAGAUAACUACAUCCAUAGUAUGUUACACCUUUUGGUUAACACAAAUUUUUUAUGAAAUUACCAACAUAAUAUUUAUCAACGAUUAUGUAAAAGGCAAUAACAAAAUACUAUUCACUGUUUCCAAUCUAAUUUGGUGUUUCUACUUCAUCUUUAAAUUUCUGUACAUUAAUUAUGUAUGUGAGAGAAUCAGCACUAAGGCAAAUAUAACAGGAGAUUUAAUAAAUAAGAUAUCUUAUUCCAAUCGUGAUAUUAAUCAUGAAAACAUUUCACAGUUUCUAUUGCAAAUAGCUCAAACGCCACUCAAAUUCUGUGGAAUUGGACUUUUCCAAUUUGGCUAUAAAGUCUUUCAUGAUUUCUCCAAGUACACUGUGACGAUUUUAGUUAUAUUAACACAGAUGCAUAUGGAUAAGUAAGCGUUC